Rhododendron vialii is the source of this 688-nucleotide messenger RNA. Its product is annotated as glutaredoxin-C9-like. The record is from RefSeq and is a predicted model, not a curated record. The coding region runs from base 12 to 401 and encodes 129 amino acids. NCBI's taxonomy places the organism in Eukaryota, Viridiplantae, Streptophyta, Magnoliopsida, Ericales, Ericaceae. The transcript has a single exon.
GUUUCAACAUAAUGCAGGUAGUGAACCAAUCAGGUGUGCGGAUGGAAGGAAGCGAAGGAGCGGGGAAAACAGAAGCGACUCACGAGCGUAUCCGCAAACUGGCCGCCGGAAACGCCGUGGUGGUGUUCACCAUCAGCGGCUGCUGCAUGUGCCACGUGGUGAAGCAACUCCUCUUCGGGCUCGGCGUGGGACCCACCAUCUUCGAGCUCAACCACGACGAGGCCGGUCAGGAGAUCCACGCCAUUCUCCACGGCCUCUCCCGUGGAGAUGGCCGGCAGCAGGCCGUUCCGGCGGUCUUCGUGGCCGGGAAAUACUUGGGCGGCAUUGAAACCGUCAUGGCUUGUCACAUUAACGGCACUCUAGUCCCUCUCCUCAAAGACUCUGGAGGUCUCUGGCUCUGAUCGGUCACUUCUCUUGGCCAAGAAUAUAUAAUCUGAGAAUCAUUGCUGGAAAAUCUGAUAGGUGCUUUUAUAUUGGUUGUGAUUAGUAUUAGUUACGCCAUAUUAGUGUGGUUUGCCAGGAAAAGGAAAGUUGCUUUGUUAUACUGUAUCAUGUAAAUGUUAAGCGUGAUCAAAUUUAACUAAAUACGUAUCAAUACUACUAGGACUGAUUAUAGUAAGAAAAACAUGUUUAAGUUAUUUCUAGUACUCGUAAUUGUCUUUCAAAUUUGCCCACUCCACUGGCUAUC